Molecule: messenger RNA, 1179 nt
Organism: Pipistrellus nathusii (Nathusius's pipistrelle)
Lineage: Eukaryota; Metazoa; Chordata; Mammalia; Chiroptera; Vespertilionidae
Source: the annotation of a GenBank genome assembly
AUGCGGCCGGGGAGCGCGCUGCUCGCCCUGCUGGGCAGCCUGCUGCUGCUGCGCCUGCUCUGGGGCUCCGCCACCGCGCCCGCCCGCCGCAGGCUGUUGGAGGAGGAAAGCAGAGAGGCCACUCCUGGUACCCUUGCAGCACCGAGGAGCCCGGACACCCCGCAGCCUCGCGGCGCAACAAACAGUACCUACCUGAAUAAGUUGCUCCAGCAGUCGGAGAGGUGCAUGAAUCUGCAAGAUGACUUACAGAAGCUCGCUAACAAUAGGAAAAAGUAUUCAGAGAAUGACUAUCUUCAGAUUAUCACAAAUGUACAGAGCUGUCCAUGGAAACGACAAGUAGAAGAAUAUAAAGAUUUUAGAGCAAAACUUGCUUCCUGUUGUGACGCUGUGCAAAACUUCAUUGUUUCUCAAAAUAACACUCCAAUCGGGACUAACUUAAGUUACGACGCAGAAAGCAAAAAAAUAGUCAUAAUUACAAAGAACAUUUUUGAUAUGUUUCCAGUGUCACAUCCUUUUGUGGAGCGCCCUUACAAUCAGUGUGCAGUGGUUGGAAACGGGGGGAUUCUGAAUAAUUCUCUCUGUGGAGCUGAAAUAGAUAAAUCUGACUUCGUUUUUAGGUGUAACCUUCCCCCAACAACAGGAAAUGUUAGUAAAGAUGUUGGCAGUAAAACCAACCUUGUGACCAUAAAUCCCAGUAUCAUAAGACUCAAAUAUGGGAACUUAGAGGAGAAGGAAGCAGUAUUUCUAGCAGACCUUGAAGCCUACGGGGAUGCGCUUCUUCUACUGCCAGCGUUUUCCUUCAGGGCCAACCUCCUUCCCUCUUUUAAAGUGUACAAAGCACUGGAAGAAUCUAAGGCAAGACAGAAGGUUAUGUAUUUCCAUCCCAAGUACCUGAGGAACCUUGCCCUCUUCUGGAGAACUAAAGGCGUGGUAGAGUACCGUCUGUCCUCUGGGUUGAUGAUCACAAGUGUGGCCAUUGAGCUGUGUGAGAACGUGAAACUGUAUGGAUUUUGGCCCUUCUCCAGAACCGUGCAGGACACACCUGUCAGCCAUCACUACUAUGACAACAGUUUACCUAAACGUGGUUUCCAUGAGAUGCCCAAGGAAUACAGCCAAAUUCUCCAACUUCACAUGAAAGGAAUCCUCAAAUUACAAUUUAGCAAGUGUGAAAUAGCCUAA